AUGGAUUCCUCCUGGGAAGACGAGUUCUCAUCAUCUCGACAUGUUCACAACAGAGGUUCACGUAAACCCAAAUCGCAAACCGCUGACAUCGCACACAUCUUUGGCGUUUAUGAAGUUCAAUGCGCAAAGGCCGAACACAUGGCUCUGGGACGUUCAUCACCUGCAACGAGGAAGAAGCCGAAACGACAAUUUGGACCGAGACUUGCUAUUCAGAGUUUCAUUUCCGAUGAGCACGGACUGGUCGGAACUCUUCAUUUACCGGGCGUUUUAGAUGCCGAGAUAUACAUGUCAGGGAGUCGAAAGAAGCUGCAAGAAAUUCUAGAUGCCGAGAAUGCCUCUGAGGAAGAAGGAUCAAGCUCCAAAGAAGAUAGUCAUGAAGAUGAAGCUGAAAGCAAAGCAACUUACGACAACGCCGACCUCUCAGCGCCGUCUGAAAUUGCAACCGAUAGCCAUGAUGUUGAUAUUUCUGCCCAAGAAGACAAAGAACAGUCAAGGUUCAAAAAGUUUGAGAAAAACACGUUUCGACAACCCAAGUUUUGGUUCUCUUGGAAAGGAUCUGUUCUCGUGUUGCCUGGGAACACUGCCCAAUCGAGCGCAGGCAACAUGCAAGACUCGUUGCCUAACGAGCUGCAGUCUGGGAUGGGAUACAUACUCUUCAAUGGGAACGGGUACAAAAGGUUCCAAGGUACCAUCAGCUGCGAGUUACUUGAAUGGAUAAAUAUUCCAAUCAGCGGUAGAAAGGCAUAA
Molecule: messenger RNA, 747 nt
Organism: Fusarium poae
Lineage: Eukaryota; Fungi; Ascomycota; Sordariomycetes; Hypocreales; Nectriaceae
Exons: 1
Coding region: 1-747 (248 amino acids)
Source: RefSeq, a predicted model, not a curated record